AUGUCAAUCAGAAAAGUACGAACAAAAAUUCGUGGCAGGGCAACAGAAGAAAGAGAUUGCCCGCUUGCGGCAUCAGCGUCGAGUGGUCAAACAAAAGUGGUCGAGUACUUCCCGACCAUCCACCGUGAUCAAGUCAAAAAAUUUAAACGUCUUAAGGUGUUUGCCGAAAAUGAUGAGGUAAAAGCUACUAAGCAUACUCUGGAAUCACCCAAAAAGAUGGCUCGUUUAAAAUCACCGCAAAUAUCUGAGAAAAAAACUGAAAGUGACAGCCAAAAAUGGGUUUUGCCAAUAACAUAUGAGGCAGAGGUCGUUCCGAAGAGUGGUAAGGUAAAUAAGAGUGAUAAUGAUGCUGAUGAAUCCAGUUUGGAAGUUGUGGAGAACGGUAAACUAUCUACGUGUUCAAUAAAGAGAAUAACAGGAACUGAGUCGAAAGAAAAGCGGAAAGAUGUGUACGAUAAAAUUAAGCAUGGUACGGUGGAAGUUGGUAUUACAGUCCCUCUUGAAACUGAAACGAACAAAGCAGAUAGUGCUGAUCUGAGCGUUCUGCCAAGCGCAGUAAAAUUGGUUGAAAGCAUUAAAAGCAGUGCAAAAUCGACUUUAAGUGAUACACUUCCUCUUCCUGCAAAGUAUGAACGCUUACUGCGUUUGUUCGACUAUACAGAAGUGGUUGUUUCAUGGUUAGAAACGCAAGGAAAACGAAUUACGUUGAAUGAAGUGAUGACUAAUGUUCAACGUAAAUUGAAAAGCAACUAUAAUGAGCAACAAUUCGCAAUGAUACUGUCGAUAUACCCUGAAUCCUAUAAUAUUCGAUGUGAGCGACGUUGGAUGCCGAUUGGUGGCAGGCACUGUAAUUUCAAAGAAUAUGAAUAUGUAAUUGAACCGAAUCUUAUUAAUGACCUUGCUUUUCCGCCGAAAGAAAAUCUGGAAGAAACUUCUUUGUCGAACUCUUCACCGGUCAAACCAGUAUUGGGCUCACCUUGCAAAAUUCCUCUAAUUUCACUUUCCCGAAGUUCGAUGGCCUCGCCAUCUAUGAGAACUGUGAUGAAGUCACCGAUCAAAUCACCAUAUGGACCGGAUGUGUUUACUAGGUGCCCUCCAAAACUAGAAAGUCAUCGUUUACAUCGGAAACUGGAAUUCAAAAGUCGUUUACGCAAGCUGGUAAAUAUACAGCAUGCUGCUUUUUUGAAAAAUGAAGGAAUUGAAAUUUCACCCGAUGAACAACUUCCAAGAUAUCAUCCUGAUUUUGACCUUGACGCUGUAAAUGACAUCAUACCUGCGAAUUUACCUGAAAUGCCAAAAGGUGAUGCUGGUCAACCUGAAACGAUGAGGGAAUAUUUGAAAGCAGUGCCUGAUAGCAGUGGUACUCUUCCUGAGAAGAUUAAGAUGGUGAUCAAGGAACUCAGAAGUCCGGAAAAGAAAAUCGCUGUUGUUGCUGACAAAUUCAUACCGUUAUCGCCGAAAAAAUAUGUAGAAACGAAAAACUCUUCAAAACCAAGUCUCUUGGAAAGAAUUCGAGCCAAAGAGCGAGAGCGGAAGCAGCGGGAAAUGAUGCGAAAUCCCGAAAUGGAGCAAAGGAAAGGAAGGUUGGAAAGGAUUUCCCAUUCGUUGCUACAGUGCAUUUGCAGCUACUACAAUUUGAAAAAGAUUGGAUCAGUGAAAUUUGCGGAAUUGAUCGAUAAAUUGGCUUUCAGUAUUGGCUGUAUUUCGAAAGUGGAAAUUGAAGCAAUUAUUAAUUUACUCUGCGAAGUUUGUCCGACAUACUUUAAAAUCGUCGAAGUACGGGGCGAGAAGUACGUUCAUUUCAAGAACAACAGUUUCACUGCUAUUCGAGAUCUUGUCAAUGCAGAGAUCAAGAAAUGUGUCUAGUAAGACGACAUUUGAGAGUGUAAAAGUUGGCAGAAUGCUUCAGACAAUAGAUUUUGAGUGUCAAGAUUUCGGUAGGAAGAGUUUUGUUUUUUUGGGUCACUGUGUUAUCACAUUUAUUACUCAUAUUGUCCACUUCGUGAUGUAUAUCUUAUUACUUUCUGAAUGCCUUCUAACAGUUUCCUAGUUC
This is a messenger RNA of Loa loa (African eye worm), 2053 nucleotides long. RefSeq lists its product as hypothetical. The record is from RefSeq and is a predicted model, not a curated record. The transcript has 12 exons. Gene Ontology annotation, cellular component: nucleus. NCBI's taxonomy places the organism in Eukaryota, Metazoa, Nematoda, Chromadorea, Rhabditida, Onchocercidae. The coding region runs from base 1 to 1866 and encodes 621 amino acids. Gene Ontology annotation, biological process: mitotic cell cycle; DNA replication checkpoint signaling; regulation of DNA-templated DNA replication initiation. Gene Ontology annotation, molecular function: DNA binding; DNA polymerase binding.